Molecule: messenger RNA, 1320 nt
Organism: Penicillium paradoxum
Lineage: Eukaryota; Fungi; Ascomycota; Eurotiomycetes; Eurotiales; Aspergillaceae
Exons: 2
Coding region: 1-1320 (439 amino acids)
Source: RefSeq, a predicted model, not a curated record
AUGGAGCCCUGCAAGGACCUUCAACAGGGUGCAUAUACCUCGAAUACUGAGAUUCCGCGCAAUCCACAUGUCCUGUCGUCUAAAACUAAGACGGAUGAGCCUAGCAGCCAGCUUGCCAGAUUGGGCCGUCACCCCAACGCACCCCUAGAGAACCUUCCCCCUGAGCUCCGCGGAAUCAUACUGUCUAUGAUGAAUUUGAAGGAUUUGAAAUCUUUGGUUCACGCAUCUCCAGCAUACCAUCGACACUAUCGAGAUGACACCAACCAUGUACUUUGGGGAUCUAUUAGAGUAACUUUCGGCCCUAGCUACCUUCUCCCUGACGUUCUCGCUACUCACGAGUCUGGGUCCAAGGCUUUUUGGGAGACACGAUGCAAGGACACUGUGGAUGAUUUUCUUCGACAGUACCAAAACAAGCGACUUGCCUCUUAUGUAUCUUCUUCCAGUGAAGGGUCUACUCUCCAAAGAGAAUUCCCACUAGAUGAAACUCUCCGCCUGGUGAGGUUUUAUUUCUCGGUGGCCAACAAUCUCACACCACUGUUCACCCGGUGGGCAUUAAGCAACCUCACAGCAGAGGCCCCCAUUAUCCAAGAUAUGGAUAUUCCUCACCAACCCUUGACUGAGACCGAAGAGAUACGUAUCCUGCGUGCAUUCUACCGCUUCCAACUUCUUUGCAACGUAUUUGCCCAUGGUUAUGACACCCAUUUCAUCAUCAACAUACCUGCCUAUCGGCCCCUAGAGGUUCAGAGAUGGCUUGAUGAACUCUUCACACCAUGGGAGGUUGAAGAGAUUGCAUGUGUUCAUGAGUUUGUCCUUGUGUCAUAUUUGGAGAGCAUCCAAACCAACUGGACAUCCUAUGAAUCACUGGCACAGCAAGGGUUCAUCGUACGAGAUGAAGAGGAGCUGGGAGAGAGCUCUGGCGCCAACAGAGCCAACACCUACCUGUUUGGGACCGUCUCUUGUGGCCUUAAGCCUCUGCAUGAUGGCUUAUUCAAAGAGCCAAAGAGAGUCCCUCUCGUCUUGCAGAUUGCCGAAGAGCAAUCCAACUCAAUGCGGGGAGCCCGGUUUCUUGGAGAUUUCUUCUCCUGGCUCAUGAACCUCCGUCGCCUCCCUCUUCCGUCUGCACAGAAUGCCCCAGCAGGGGCGCAGGCGGGUCACCCGUUCCAGGGUGACGCUGUGAUUGAUCCAGAGGGGGUGUAUCCACCAAUUGGGUGGACAUUGAACUGGAGGCGGUACCACUGUGAGGUGUUGGCGUGGGGGUAUGUCAUGUGGGACGAAACCCGCAUGGCCGAGAAGGGCCUGCCCCAGGUCCUGGAUCCCUAG